Hippoglossus stenolepis (Pacific halibut) is the source of this 3042-nucleotide messenger RNA. RefSeq names its product gamma-aminobutyric acid receptor subunit alpha-5. Gene Ontology annotation, molecular function: GABA-gated chloride ion channel activity; benzodiazepine receptor activity; GABA-A receptor activity. Lineage: Eukaryota; Metazoa; Chordata; Actinopteri; Pleuronectiformes; Pleuronectidae. Gene Ontology annotation, cellular component: GABA-A receptor complex; synapse; neuron projection. Bases 406 to 1809 code for a protein of 467 amino acids. The transcript is spliced from 10 exons. Gene Ontology annotation, biological process: signal transduction; monoatomic ion transmembrane transport; regulation of postsynaptic membrane potential. The record is from RefSeq and is a predicted model, not a curated record.
CCCCUCCACACGCACCCCCGCCAGUGCGCAUCCUCCUCCUCCCAACCCACCAAUGGGGAGCACCUAUUGUCAAAUUAUUAGCCUUCCAUUGCAGCAUGCAGGAGAGAAAAGGGGGGGGGGAGGUAAAAUAAAACAUGCACAUAGUGGAUUGACCGAGGUGGAAGCCCGUGUGAUGUUGCUACUGCUGCUGCUGCGGAGGGGGAUGCAGGAGACGCGGUGCAGCUGAAGGCGCCAGACGGUGGAGAGGAGAGGAGCAGACAGAGACUACUACAACACAGAGAGAGAGAGAGGUGGAGAAAGAGAAGAAGGAGGGCAGACAAGCGACGAGCCGCGGGGAUUAGGUGACUGAACGCCGCCGACGGAGAGACCCCCACCAGCCUCCAAACAAUCAACCAUAUCCUUGUGAUGGAUCUGCAUUCAGCUCCAAACAAGAAAGUGAGCAGAAUUCCAGUCAUGGCCAGACUCGUGCUCCUCCUGCUGCUGCUGUGUGGCUGCCAGAACAGCCUCUGCUCGACCUCCUUGGAGGCUCAGAAGGAGGCGAGCGCCAACGACAACAGCACGGUUUUCACCAGGAUCCUGGACGGGCUCCUGGACGGCUACGACAACCGGCUCCGGCCGGGGCUCGGAGAGAACGUCACCGAGAUCAAGACCAAUAUUUUCGUCACCAGCUUCGGCCCGGUGUCUGACACGGAGAUGGAAUACACCAUCGACGUCUUCUUCCGUCAGAGCUGGAAGGACGAGCGCCUGUGCUUCAAGGGGCCCAUGGAGCGGCUGCCGCUGAACAACCUGCUCGCCAGCAACAUCUGGACCCCGGACACCUUCUUCCUGAACGGCAAGAAGUCCAUCGCCCACAACAUGACCACCCCCAACAAGCUGCUGAGGCUGAGGGACGACGGCACUUUGCUCUACACCAUGAGACUGACCAUAUCAGCAGAAUGCCCCAUGCAGCUGGAGGAUUUCCCCAUGGACGCACACGCCUGCCCUCUCAAGUUUGGCAGCUAUGCCUAUCCAGUGUCAGAGGUGGUCUACACUUGGACUGAGGGAGCGGCAAAGUCUGUGGUGGUGGCAGAGGACGGCUCCAGACUCAACCAGUACCACCUGAUUGGGCAGACUGCCGGCACAGAGGACAUACACACGAGCAGAGGACAGUACACAGUGAUGAUGGCCCACUUCUACCUGAAGAGGAAGAUUGGCUAUUUUGUCAUCCAGACGUACAUGCCCUGUUUCAUGACAGUAAUCCUGUCCCAGGUCUCAUUUUGGCUAAACCGAGAAUCGGUUCCUGCGAGGACCGUCUUUGGGGUGACCACGGUCCUGACCAUGACCACCCUCAGCAUCAGCGCCAGGAACUCGCUCCCCAAAGUGGCCUACGCCACAGCCAUGGACUGGUUCAUCGCCGUGUGCUACGCGUUCGUCUUCUCUGCCCUCAUCGAGUUCGCCACGGUGAACUACUUCACCAAGAGGAGCUGGGCCUGGGACGGCAAGAAGGCUCUGGAAGCGCAGCACCCGAAGAAACGAGAUCCCAUGGUGCUUUCCAAAAAGCCCAACAACGUUUGCUCGGCCGGCGUCAACUACACCCCCAACCUCACCAAGGACGUGUCCAUCUCCACCAUCUCCAACACGACGUCGGUGCAGCUCCGGACCUCCGAGACCAAGCUGGUGGACCCCAAGAAGACCUACAACAGCGUCAGCAAGAUCGACAAGAUGUCGCGGAUAGUGUUCCCCGUCCUGUUUGGAACCUUCAACCUCGUCUACUGGGCCACGUACCUCAACAGGGAACCAGUGGUGAAAGGAGUUGUCAGCUCAACGUAAUCUUUUUUCCUUCUCGGAGACAGAGAAGUUUGUGCAGGGGAGGAAGUGAGAGUGGGUGGACUAAAAGGAAAGGUCUUUGCCCUAGACAAAAAAAACAAAUAAAUAUCUGCUCUUGAAGAACAAAAACUAUACUCAACUAUCCAUUUCAGGCACUUUGAAAGGAUGCAAGGCUGCGACAGAAUCCUUGUCCUGUUAUUCGCGGCCUAAAAAAAAACUGCUUGGUCACAAAGAAACUGCUUUUAAGACGAGCGAGCGGGUGCUUUGCUUAUUUUCUCAUCUAUCCUGCUGCAGUUUGCAUGACGCUCUCCUCGAAAAAAGGAAAAAACCAAGGACUCCUCUAUUUCUUGAAUGCCGAUGUACAUGUCAAUCAUUGCUUCGAGCACACGUACGCAUUUGGAGAAACUUUGCCUACAUUGCAACGCGUCAUAUUCUCACCACGGAGGCUUGAAAUGCGUCGAGCUCCUGCUGUGAAAAACCUGCGAGAGCAACAUGCAUUUGAAUUUGAAAACUGGACUCAACUCCACUCUUGUGUGGAAGAAACAUCUCUUGAGAUUAAUGCUGCAAGUGCAUUAAUAAUUUAAUUUUAUGUCGUCUUUCUAAAGAAGAAACUUUGCUUUUUCUUUAUUUUUUUUUGUUGCUUCUAUUGCAGCGAGUGCUCGUGUGUCUCUUUGUACAUCUUUACUUGAAGAUUCAAAAGCCUACUGCUGCACGCCUGGUUUCCCAAAAGCAUUUAAGUCUGUAUGAAAAGAAAAAGAAGGUGGGGAAAAAAUAUAUGUAUAUGGAAGAUUAUCAUUCCUAAUGAAGAAGCUCCUCUUCAUUCAUAAAGAAUUAAAUAGGGCAGAGAGACUGUUUGGCCCACUUACACUGGGUGGCUGGGCGGCUGUGGAUGGUGGGAUCAGACAAAUUUAGGACCGGGUACGUUCUGUAACGGCAUUUGGAGUCUGGGUCACUCAGCGAGGAAACUAAUAUUCACAGCUGAGAAACCACUGCUCCGAGGUCGUCACAUACAAAUCAGCACCGCGAGUUCGGAGCGUCGCUCAGAGAGGGAACCAGGGUUCAAGCUGCUAUUUAGUCCAGGCUGCUGACGUGUCCUUCGGCAGAACACGGCCACUUUCACUUAGAUAGACUUUGACUUAUUUAACUAUUAGGGCCACGUAAAGGGAGAAGAAAACUGGAGAUUUGUCAAGUGAAGUCACAACAUUAGGAGAAUAAGGCUGUAAUUUAGGAUACGAG